AUGACCGAAAGUCCAUGUCUAUGCCACACUAAACUCGUAGAGAUACAAGGUAUAAUCGCUGAAGAACUACACGACUGCAAAGAAAAGUUCUGGAACCAUAAAAUCUCAAGUAUAGAAAAGGAACGGGAUCUGCUACUACUCAGGAACAACCAAUUGAGGUGUCAAUUGGCCGAAUUACAGUCCAAGGUUGCCGCAGAUCCAUUUAUAUCUAGAAGGUGCCAGGAGUUGAGCGGGGAAAACCACGGACUGGUACCAAGUGAGUUAGAGGCCCUGGAAACAUCCAAACUCCAUAGACAAUUAUUAAUAUAUGCUGACCACAAUAAGGAGUUAGAGGAAAGGUUAUCCCAGGAGCAGACAGUUUCCAUGUCAUGGAAAUACAAGUUUAAUGAUUUGGAGAGGAAAAUUGGAAAGCAUGUUGAUGAACUGCUUGACCUUACAAAGGAUCAAAAGUGUAUUGGAGACGUAGAGUAUAAUAAACACAAGACAAAACACUAUUGUGAUGUAGCAAAGGAGGCUCUUCAACUCCUAAAACUCGCAAAAGCUAGGAUUGAUGGCGAUAAACACAGGCUAGAUUCAUACGUUAAACGUGUAUCAGAAUUGGAAAAUUACUUGUCCCAAAUUAGGCUCGGUACAGUUUCUCCUCAGGAAGUUAUAGGGUCUAUAUUGUAG
Molecule: messenger RNA, 669 nt
Organism: Theileria equi strain WA
Lineage: Eukaryota; Apicomplexa; Aconoidasida; Piroplasmida; Theileriidae
Exons: 3
Coding region: 1-669 (222 amino acids)
Source: RefSeq, a predicted model, not a curated record